Loxodonta africana (African savanna elephant) is the source of this 709-nucleotide messenger RNA. RefSeq names its product stimulator of chondrogenesis 1 (gene SCRG1). The transcript is spliced from 3 exons. Bases 94 to 339 code for a protein of 81 amino acids. The record is from RefSeq and is a predicted model, not a curated record. NCBI's taxonomy places the organism in Eukaryota, Metazoa, Chordata, Mammalia, Proboscidea, Elephantidae. Gene Ontology annotation, cellular component: Golgi apparatus; neuron projection terminus.
CCUGGGAUUCAAGAACUCUGGAUGGUUAUGAAGCAGAAUUCUCACAUCUGAGCGUCCCUCCAAAAGCACCACUUUGAAGGGCCAAAAGCCAAAAUGAAAUUUAUGGCACUUGUGGUCACUGUUGGGCUAACUCUACUGCUAGGAGUCCAAGCCAUGCCUGUAAAUCGCCUGUCUUGCUACAGAAAGAUACUCAGAGAUGGCAACUGCCACAACCUUCCGGAAGGAGUAGCUGACCUGACACAGAUGGAUGUGAACGUCCAGAAUCAUUUCUGGGAUGGGAAGGGAUGUGAGAUGAUCUGUUACUGCAAUUUCAGCGAAUUGCUCUGCUGCCCAAAGUAAGAAAACACAAUCAUAAAAUGUAUUGCUAUGAAAUAUACACAUAACUUUUUUAAAGACACCUUCAUAAUGGGUUUGCUGAAAUUAAUCACACUUUUUAGUAAAAAUACUGUUCAAAACCAAGCUGUUUCCUGGAAUUAUCACCAUUGUGUAAGGAAUAUUUUCAUUUAAGAAAUGGAGUUUGACAGAGUUUAAUAAAACUAAAUGAAAUCCUAAAAAUUAGUAACACUUCAAUCUAUUAAAUUCUAAAUCUCCCAUCAGAUUUUUACCACAAGAAAUCUGAAGCGGAAUUUAGAAUUUAAUAGAUUUUUACCACACGCACACAAAAAAACUAGUAGCAGAAGUCAACCUCAAGGCUGCCAUCUUAAACCAA